Molecule: messenger RNA, 1056 nt
Organism: Nanorana parkeri
Lineage: Eukaryota; Metazoa; Chordata; Amphibia; Anura; Dicroglossidae
Gene: GMPR2
Product: guanosine monophosphate reductase 2
Exons: 10
Coding region: 13-1056 (347 amino acids)
Biological process (GO): nucleotide metabolic process
Cellular component (GO): GMP reductase complex
Molecular function (GO): GMP reductase activity
Source: RefSeq, a predicted model, not a curated record
UUACAGGACAUCAUGCCUCGUAUAGAUAAUGACAUCAAGCUGGACUUCAAAGACGUGUUGCUAAGGCCAAAGAGGAGUACACUAAAAUCUCGAAGUGAGGUGGAGCUCACCCGUUCAUUUGUAUUCAGGAACUCAGGCCAAAGUUACCAAGGGAUUCCUAUAAUUGCUGCCAAUAUGGACACUGUUGGGACCUUUGAGAUGGCAAGAGUCUUGUGCAAAUUUUCUCUGUUCACGGCGGUACAUAAGCAUUAUUCAGUUGAGGAGUGGAAGCAGUUUGCUUGCAACUAUCCGGAAUGUCUAGAGAAUGUGGCUGUGAGCUCUGGCACUGGGCAGUCAGAUUUCCAGCAACUGGAGAAAGUUUUAUCCGCGGUCCCUCAAGUUCGUUAUAUCUGUCUGGAUGUGGCUAAUGGCUAUUCGGAACAGUUUGUGCAACACGUGAAGGAUGUAAGAGCCAGGUUCCCUAAGCACACGAUCAUGGCUGGAAAUGUGGUCACUGGGGAGAUGGUGGAGGAAUUGAUCCUUUCAGGCGCAGAUAUUAUCAAAGUUGGAAUAGGGCCAGGUUCUGUUUGCACCACCAGAAAAAUGACAGGAGUUGGGUACCCACAGCUAAGUGCAGUCAUUGAAUGUGCAGAUGCCGCACAUGGACUGAAUGGUCAUAUUAUAUCUGAUGGUGGUUGCACUUGUCCAGGAGAUGUAGCUAAAGCUUUUGGAGCUGGGGCUGAUUUUGUCAUGCUAGGGGGGAUGCUGUCUGGUCAUACAGAGUGUGGAGGAGAAAUAAUUGAGAAAGGUGGAAAGAAAUAUAAGCUUUUCUAUGGCAUGAGCUCAGAAAUAGCAAUGAAGAAACAUGCAGGUGGAGUUGCAGACUACAGAGCUUCUGAGGGAAAAACUGUGGAAGUUCCUUACCGAGGUGAUGUAGAAGAAACAAUUAAAGAUAUACUUGGAGGAAUUCGGUCUACCUGCACAUACGUAGGGGCAGGCAAGCUGAAGGAGCUAAGCCGCAGAACAACCUUUAUUAGAGUGACCCAGCAACUCAAUGUCAUGUUCAACAACCCUUGA